AUGCCGAAAGACACGUAUCGGACAAACCCCUAUGCGGACGUGCACUUGUCCGACGAACAGCGUCAGCAGCUCGUGGAUGUUGUGAACGGGUGCGUGCAGAGCCACUUUGAAAAGUACGAGCAUUUUGUCAUGGCGGACAAGCACCAGAUGGACGAGCGCCGAUGGGAGUGCGUCAAGUUCAAAGAAGGGCUGAACGUCUAUGCCGAGCGGUCGGUCGACGACCAGACACGUCGAGGGAUCACGCCCAAAACCGACGUCCCCCAGAGUGAAGCCGAGAAGGAACUGGUGGCAAUGAUGUGCGUCGGUACGCUCGUUGGCGACCUCGAAGACCUCAUGUUUGGCAUCCUCAGCACAACGUGGGACGCGCUGCGCAUCAAAGCGGCCUACAUUGGCAGUGUCGUGUCCGGCGCCAUCUUGUGCAACGCCGUGGAACCCACUGCGAAAGAGCCGUUUCGGUCCGUGAUUGUCCGCUGGAUGGCGUCGAAUCGCAUUACGGCCACCGGAAAAAGUCGCGACUUCGUGGUGAUUGAAGCCACGGACAUUCUCGAGCUCCACAACGGCGAGCGCCUCGGCUACCACGUGUUCCACUCGGUGGACUUUCCGCAGACGAGGCCAUUGAAAAACACGGUGCGGGGUAAGAUGUCGUCCGUCAGCUUCUUCCGACACGUGCACAGCACUAUCAUUGACAGCUACGCGUGCUCGGUGGUCGACCCUGGCAUGGUCAUCAAGCGGCUCCAGUUCGUUCCGUUUGCAGCCACUGCCAUGCUCUGUGCCGCGAGCUACGUGCACUGCGGACAGAUGAAGAAGCUCGCGUGGAUGCUGCAGCGCCGACACGUGCGCGGCAAAGAGUGCGACGGGAGCCACCGAAAGAAUAAAAAGUGCGUCAUGUGCGGGAAGCGGAAGAGCAUCCCUGGGUUCACCAGGAGCACGUGCAAGCUCUGCAUUGGCCACAUCUGUUCGGCCUGUAAAGUGCGCGUGGACAUGAAGUUCAUUGGCCAAGCCAGCGAGCUCGUAGAGCGCAAGAUUAGCUUUUGCUCGCGGUGCCUGAGCGACGCUGUAAAUGGCAGCGCCCGAGAAGCUGCGCUAGAGCAAGUAGUGUACUACCAUGAUUCGUACGGCAGCGGGUCUACUUUUUCAGACUCGGUAUUGUUCGAGUCGUUAUCUUCGUUUAGCCGCUAG
Messenger RNA from Hyaloperonospora brassicae, 1179 nucleotides. NCBI's taxonomy places the organism in Eukaryota, Oomycota, Peronosporomycetes, Peronosporales, Peronosporaceae. The record is from the annotation of a GenBank genome assembly.